AUGUUCGCCAAGGUCCUCGUCCUCGCGCUUGCCGCAUCUCCCCUCGUUGCCGCCCACGGCCGUGUUGAUGUCGUCACUGGCGACGCAGGCGGAAACGGUACAGCUCUCGCCAUCCAGGGUGGAGUUGUUCCUCUGACCGGAAAGAACAAAGUCACUGAGGUAGACACCACUGUCUUCGGCUCCAAGCAGCCCGCCAGCAAUGGCCUGGGCAAGACAACCGACACGGGCAAGAUCGCGGCCGCGGACGUGCCUCAGCUGAUGUCGGCGGCGACCGCACAGGCGGGCACAACGCUGCCGCAGGUCAACUCGUCGCUGAGCGGCACGUGGCACGUCGUAACAUCGGAUGGCUUCGGCCAAGUCUUCGCAGUGCUGGACCCCACGGCCACGGGCAACUUCGCCAACGGCGUCCCGCUCACCACCACCCAGGACGUCCCCGGCAACAACGGCAACCCCCCUCGCGGCAACAACAAGUACAAGAAAUCCGUGCUGCGCCGCUUCGCGGAGAGCACCGGUAUCAUUGCCAAGCGCGCCACCAACGUCAAUGAGGACUUCCCCAUGACUUUCUCCGUCCCCGCUGGCACGACCUGCUCUGGCACUGCUGGCGACCAGCAGAACGUGUGCCUCGUCAAGAUCGCGAACAAGAACAAUGCGGGUCCAUUCGGUGGCGUCGUCGCUAUCCAGAUGGCGGGCGCUGCUGCCGCCCCUGCUGCCGCCGCGGCCCCUGCUACGGCAGCCAAGGAGAGGCGGGAGUUUGUUGCUUGA
Molecule: messenger RNA, 762 nt
Organism: Diaporthe amygdali
Lineage: Eukaryota; Fungi; Ascomycota; Sordariomycetes; Diaporthales; Diaporthaceae
Exons: 2
Coding region: 1-762 (253 amino acids)
Source: RefSeq, a predicted model, not a curated record